Messenger RNA from Clarias gariepinus (North African catfish), 7073 nucleotides. Its product is annotated as trichohyalin-like. The record is from RefSeq and is a predicted model, not a curated record. Gene Ontology annotation, molecular function: GTP binding. The transcript is spliced from 8 exons. Lineage: Eukaryota; Metazoa; Chordata; Actinopteri; Siluriformes; Clariidae.
AUGGCAGACGACGAUGACAACGCUGCAAAUACCGAGUCUGAGCAAUUAAAAUCACUGGAACAUAAAGACCAUCAGCUUGAGGAUUAUGAAAGACAAAUAGAGAAUGAAGAUACAGAACAGAGAAACAGACAGAAAAUCAUCAUUGAGGAUAACGCACAACUCAAAGAUACAAAUACAACACUAGAGAAGACGAGUAAAGAGCUAGAGGAGAGAGACAGAGCUCUACAUGAGAGGGAUCAACAACUGAAACUGAAAGAUGCACAGAUACAGGAGACACAAAUACAAGUGGAGGAAAAGGACAACAAACUUGUGGAGAAGGAGAAAGAAUUAAAUGAGAAAAAUGAAGAGCUGAAGAAUGUAAAAGAACGUUUAGAGACUAAUGAGAAGACUCUUUCUGAGAGAGACGCAGUGUUAAUGGAAACAAAUAAUAAACUUCAACAUGCUACUGAACAAGUUAAAGAAAAAAUCUCACAACUGGAGAAUAUGAACAAACUGCUGAGUGAGAAAGAAACACAGCUAAAGAACACAGAUAAAGAGCUGGAAACGAGUAAAAACAAACUGGAGACACUGGGACAGGAGCUGCAGGAUGAGAAGAGACAACUACAGGAGAUGAUGAUCGUACUGGAGCAACAGAAAACUGAGUUAGCAGAAAAAAACAAACAGCUUAGAAUGAGAGAGAGACUUCUAACUGAGAGAGAGACACAGCUAAUGGAGAGAGACAAACAGCUUCAGGAGAAAGACAAAUGCCUGACAGAAAAUCAACAAAUGCUUCAGAUGAAGGACAAGGCACUGGAAGAGGAGGACACACUGCUUAGAGAGGUGAAAGAAGAAUUAUACAAAACAAAUUGGACAUUAGAGGAGAAUCAGACUCAAUUGAAAGACAAAGAGAGACACCUGGAGAAUGUGGAGAAUGAACUGGAAACCAGUAAUCAAAAACUGAUGGAGAAAGACAAACUGCUUCAGGAGAAAGACAGACAUCUGUCUGAAAAAUCACAAAUAUUAAUAAUGAAAGAUGCUGCACUGGAAAAGAAUGAGACAUGUCUCAAACAGAUACAAAGUGAAAUGGACAAAACAAUUAGGGAAUUAGAAGUAAGUCAGCAAAAUGCUGCGGAGAAAAUCUCACAACUGGAGAACAUGAGCAAACUGCUGAGUGAGAAAGAAACACAGUUGAAGAACACAGAUAAAGAAUUGGAAACCAGUAAAAACAAACUGGAGACACUGGGAAAGGAGCUGCAGGAUGAGAAGAGACAACUACAGGAGAUGAUGAUCGUCCUGGAGCAACAGAAAACUGAGUUAGCAGAAAAAAACAAACAGCUUAGAGAGAGAGAGAGACUUCUAACUGAGAGAGAGACACAGCUAAUGGAGAGAGACAAACAGCUUCAGGAGAAAGACAAAUGCCUGACAGAGAAUCAACAAAUGCUUCAGAUGAAGGACAAGGCACUGGAAGAGGAGGACAUACUGCUCAGAGAGGUGAAAGAAGAAUUAUACAAAACAAAUCGGACAUUAGAGGAGAAUCAGUCUCAGUUGAAAGACAAAGAGAGACAACUGGAGAAUGUGGAGAAUGAACUGGAAACUAAUAAAGAAUUGGAAACCAGUAAAAACAAACUGGAGACACUGGGACAGGAGCUGCAGGAUGAGAAGAGACAACUACAGGAGAUGAUGAUCGUCCUGGAGCAACAGAAAACUGAGUUAGCAGAAAAAAACAAACAGCUUAGAGAGAGAGAGAGACUUCUAACUGAGAGAGAGACACAGCUAAUGGAGAGAGACAAACAGCUUCAGGAGAAAGACAAAUGCCUGACAGAGAAUCAACAAAUGCUUCAGAUGAAGGACAAGGCACUGGAAGAGAAGGACACACUGCUCAGAGAGGUGAAAGAAGAAUUAUACAAAACAAAUCGGACAUUAGAGGAGAAUCAGUUUCAGUUGAAAGACAAAGAGAGACAACUGGAGAAUGUGGAGAAUGAACUGGAAACUAGUAAUCAAAAACUGAUGGAGAAAGACAAACUGCUUCAGGAGAAAGACAGACAUCUGUCUGAAAAAUCACAAAUAUUAAUAAUGAAAGAUGCUGCACUGGAAAAGAAUAAGACAUGUCUUAAACAGAUACAAACUGAAAUGGACAAAACAAUUAGGGAAUUAGAAGUGAGUCAGCAAAAUGCUGCGGAGAAAAUCUCACAACUGGAGAAUAUGAGCAAACUGCUGAGUGAGAAAGAAACACAGCUGAAGAACACAGUUGAAGAACUGGAAACCAGUAAAAAUAAACUGGAGACACUGGGACAGGAGCUGCAGGAUGAGAAGAGACAACUACAGGAGAUGAUGAUCGUCCUGGAGAAACAGAAAACUGAGUUAGCAGAAAAAAACAAACAGCUUAGAGAGAGAGAGAGACUUCUAACUGAGAGAAAGACACAGCUAAUGGAGAGAGACAAACAGCUUCAGGAGAAAGACAAAUGUCUGACAGAAAAUCAACAAAUGCUUCAGAUGAAGGACAAGGCACUGGAAGAGGAGGACACACUGCUCAGAGAGGUGAAAGAAGAAUUAUACAAAACAAAUCAGACAUUAGAGGAGAAUCAGACUCAGUUAAAAGACAAAGAGAGACAACUGGAGAAUGUGGAGAAUGAACUGGAAACCAAUAAAGAAUUGGAAACCAGUAAAAACAAACUGGAGACACUGGGAAAGGAGCUGCAGGAUGAGAAGAGACAACUACAGGAGAUGAUGAUCGUCCUGGAGCAACAGAAAACUGAGUUAGCAGAAAAAAACAAACAGCUUAGAGAGAGAGAGAGACUUCUAACUGAGAGAGAGACACAGCUAAUGGAGAGAGACAAACAGCUUCAGGAGAAAGACAAAUGCCUGACAGAGAAUCAACAAAUGCUUCAGAUGAAGGACAAGGCACUGGAAGAGGAGGACAUACUGCUCAGAGAGGUGAAAGAAGAAUUAUACAAAACAAAUCGGACAUUAGAGGAGAAUCAGUCUCAGUUGAAAGACAAAGAGAGACAACUGGAGAAUGUGGAGAAUGAACUGGAAACUAGUAAUCAAAAACUGAUGGAGAAAGACAAACUGCUUCAGGAGAAAGACAAACUGCUUCAGGAGAAAGACAGACAUCUGUCUGAAAAAUCACAAAUAUUGCAAAUGAAAGAUGCUGCACUGGAAAAGAAUGAGACAUGUCUCAAACAGAUACAAAGUGAAAUGGACAAAACAAUUAGGGAAUUAGAAGUAAGUAAGCAAAAUGCUGCGGAGAAAAUCUCACAACUGGAGAACAUGAGCAAACUGCUGAGUGAGAAAGAAACACAGUUGAAGAACACAGAUAAAGAAUUGGAAACCAGUAAAAACAAACUGGAGACACUGGGACAGGAGCUGCAGGAUGAGAAGAGACAACUACAGGAGAUGAUGAUCGUCCUGGAGCAACAGAAAACUGAGUUAGCAGAAAAAAACAAACAGCUUAGAGAGAGAGAGAGACUUCUAACUGAGAGAGAGACACAGCUAAUGGAGAGAGACAAACAGCUUCAGGAGAAAGACAAAUGCCUGACAGAGAAUCAACAAAUGCUUCAGAUGAAGGACAAGGCACUGGAAGAGAAGGACACACUGCUCAGAGAGGUGAAAGAAGAAUUAUACAAAACAAAUCGGACAUUAGAGGAGAAUCAGUUUCAGUUGAAAGACAAAGAGAGACAACUGGAGAAUGUGGAGAAUGAACUGGAAACUAAUAAAGAAUUGGAAACCAGUAAAAACAAACUGGAGACACUGGGACAGGAGCGGCAGGAUGGAAAGAGACAACUACAGGAGAUGAUGAUCGUCCUGGAGAAACAGAAAACUGAGUUAGCAGAAAAAAACAAACAGCUUAGAGAGAGAGAGAGACUUCUAACUGAGAGAGAGACACAGCUAAUGGAGAGAGAUAAACAGCUUCAGGAGAAAGACAAAUGCCUGACAGAGAAUCAACAGAUGCUUCAGAUAAAGGACAAGGCACUGGAAGAGGAGGACACACUGCUCAGAGAGGUGAAGGAAGAAUUAUACAAAACAAAUCGGACAUUACAGGAGAAUCAGACUCAAUUGAAAGACAAAGAGAGAUACCUGAAGAAUGUGGAGAAUGAACUGGAAACCAAUAAUCAAAAACUGAUGGAGAAAGACAAACUGCUUCAGGAGAAAGACAGACAUCUGUCUGAAAAAUCACAAAUAUUGCAAAUGAAAGAUGCUGCACUGGAAAAGAAUGAGACAUGUCUCAAACAGAUACAAAGUGAAAUGGACAAAACAAUUAGGGAAUUAGAAGUGAGUCAGCAAAAUGCUGCGGAGAAAAUCGCACAACUGGAGAACAUGAGCAAACUGCUGAGUGAGAAAGAAACACAGUUGAUGAACACAGAUAAAGAGCUGGAAACCAGUAAAAACAAACUGGAGACACUGGGACAGGAGCUGCAGGAUGAAAAGAGACAACUACAGGAGAUGAUGAUCGUCCUGGAGCAACAGAAAACUGAGUUAGCAGAAAAAAACAAACAGCUUAGAGAGAGAGAGAGACUUCUAACUGAGAGAGAGACACAGCUAAUGGAAAGAGACAAACAGCUUCAGGAGAAAGACAAAUGCCUGUCAGAAAAUCAACAAAUGCUUCAGAUGAAGGACAAGGCACUGGAAGAGGAGGACACACUGCUCAGAGAGGUGAAAGAAGAAUUAUACAAAACAAAUCGGACAUUAGAGGAGAAUCAGACUCAAUUGAAAGACAAAGAGAGACAACUGGAGAAUUUGAAGAACACGGAUAAAGAAUUGGAAACCAGUAAAAACAAACUGGAGACACUGGGACAGGAGCUGCAGGAUGAGAAGAGACAACUACAGGAGAUGAUGAUCGUACUGGAGCAACAGAAAACUGAGUUAGCAGAAAUAAACAAACAGCUUAGAGAGAGAGAGAGACUUAUAACUGAGAGAGAGACACAGCUAAUGGAAAGAGACAAACAGCUUCAGGAGAAAGACAAAUGCCUGACAGAAAAUCAACAAAUGCUUCAGAUGAAGGACAAGACACUAGAACAGAAGGACACACUGCUCAGAGAGGUGAAAGAAGAAUUAGAUAGAACAAAUCACAGGUUAGAAGAAAAUCAGUCUCAGUUGAGAGAGAAAGAAAGACAACUGAAGAUUGUAAUGAAGGAGAUAGACACCAGUAAAACCAAACUGAAGGAGGGAGACAAAGAGCUGCAGGAAAAAGACAGACUUUUAAAUGAGAGUACUGAUGCACUUAAGAUAAAGAAUAACACACUGCAAGAGAAGGACACACUGCUUAGAGAUGUGAAAGAAGAACUGGAGAAAACAAAGAGGACAUUAGAGGAGAAUCAGACUCAGUUGAAAGACAAAGAGAGACAACUGGAGAGUGUGCAGAAUGAACUGGAAACCAGUAAAAACAAACUAACUGAACAAGACAAACAGCUUCAGGAGAAAGACAGACUUCUAGAGGAGACAACAAAGCAGCUACAGGAACAGACAGAUCCAGAACCAUCAGCUCCCAUCAGGAGAAGAAACAGCAUGGACACAUUACCGCAAAAAAGUGAGUAAUUUGUUACUUGUAUUAAUUUUAAAAAAUAUAUAUUUUUUAAAACAUCAGUAGAACUACUAAAUCUACACUUAAUAAAUCAUAUGUAAGGACAUGAAAUAUACUUGAGUGGAGAGACUCAGGACUCAGCAGCACCAAUAAGGAGAAGAAACAGUAUGGGGGGAAAACGUCCUGAAUUUUGUGGAGAAUCAUCUAGUCCACAUUCUCCAGUGUCGGUUCCUGUAGCAGAACUGAGACUGGUGCUGCUGGGGAGAACGGGGUCUGGGAAAAGUGCAGUAGGAAACACCAUCCUGAGCAGAGAGGAGAGGAACCAGGCUGUUACAUCUACAUCGACCCAGCAAAGUGAAAGCACGCAGGGGGAGGUGGCUGGGAGGAAGGUGACUGUGGUGGACGCUUCUGACUGGUUCUCUCCUGGACUCUCUCUGGAGAAGCUGAGACAUGACGUGGGACUCUGUGUGCAUCUGUCUGCUCCAGGACCCAACGCCUUCCUCCUGGUCAUACCUGUAAAGCAGCCUAGAGGAGGGGAGAGAGGGAUGCUGGAGAAAAUGGAGAAGAUUUUUGGAGAGAGAUGUUGGAGAAACACCAUGAUCAUAUUCAGUGUUACUGAUAAACUUCAGAAGAAGAACAUUGAGAAGUUUAUCCAGUUAGGAGACCAGGAGGUCCAGAGACUUGUAGAGAAAUGUGGGCACAGGUUUCACUGUCUCAACAUUAAUAAGAGUGGAGAUGGUUCUCAGGUCUCAGAGCUGCUGGAGAAGAUAGAGAAGAUGGUGGAAGGAAGCAGAGAGAAAUUCUACAGCAGUGAGAUCUACCUGGAGACUGAAUCUCAGAUUAGAGCAAUGGAGACUAAAAUCCUGAAGGAAAGAGAAGAGAAAAUGAUGAGAGAGGAGAUUGAAGUGAAGGAAAAACUGGAUAAGGAGGUACAGGACUCUCAGAGAAAAUUGGAAGGAAUAAUCCAGGAGCAUGAAGGAGACAUCAGACAACUGAUUGACCGAACAACUGAACUGGAGAGAAAGGUCAAAGGAGAGAGAGAUGAAGAGAAAAAAAGAGGAUUUGAGAAGAAGCUAAAACAUGAGGUAGAGCAAAGGACAAAAAUGGAAGAAAAGGUGAAGAAACUAAAAGAAAAGAGGGAGAGGGAGAGGAGAGAGAUGGAGGAGAGGCACCAACAGGAGAUAGAGGAGAUCAGGGAGGUGUAUGAAGGAGAGGUCAGGAUGGAGACAGAGAGAAACCUCAUGAAGAUCAUCCUGCCUGAAAUCCAGAGAAACAUUUUGACCUCAAAAACAAAGAUGCAGGAAGAGUUCAGCAGGCAGAUGGAGGAGAAGAACAGAGAGCUGGAGACUCUUAAACAGAAACUCUCAGACCUCACAGAGACUCACAGUCUACGUAAAGAGGUUUAUGGGAAAGCUGUGAGCAGCUCAGAGUCAGAGAGAGCAGCUGUAACAGGAGAAGUGUCGAAGGGAAUCUUUAAGUCAUUAACCGACUAUUUUGUCACUGGAUAACAGAGUUUAUAAAGCCACAGCCACUCACCCAGUCUGAAAUAAAGUCUUUCGGCCAGUGAUUGUGG